GUCCGUUCGUCGCAUCGUUGCAUCACAUCCUUGCCAGCAAAGUUCAGCGCAUUUCACUGCCGUUGCGUGCCUUCCCAGUCAGUCCAGACCCACUGUCCAGCCACCAGCCAGCCACGCACACGACCGAGAAGUAGAGAGUGUGGCGGCGCCGAUCCAGCUCCACCACCCAUCGACAUUGCAUCGCAGCGCAGCACAUCGCAGUCACCUCGUUCGGCAGCAUCGCAGAGCAACUGGAGGCCUGGCCAUUGAAUUCCACCCUAGCUGCCUCAAAAUUUCCACUAGCCAACGACUGGCUCAUCUGAGCCUACGCCUACAUAACCAGAGACGACUCCUCCCUUAUCUUAUCCGAAAUCGCGCCCAUCUCUCCUCCAUCUUCUUCUUCUUCUUCACCAAACGCCAUCUCCCAAGAUGUCGACCGCUGCCACCGCGACCGGCGCCAAGGGCGAGCACCUCGAGCACCAGUCCACAAAGAUUGCCCCUCCUCCUUAUGAGAACGGCUCUGGCUCUAACAGCGUCAAGUCCGACUUCUACAUCCCCAAUGCCGACGACAAGCCUCCUGGCGUCCUCAAGGCAGAGGCAGUCAAGGCCCUGUCCGGUUGGCAGCUCUGGGUGGCCUACAUCGGUAUCGGCUUGACCUCGUACGUCUACUCGCUCGACAAUGGCACCACGUACGCAUACCUUCAGCAGGCUGCCCAGGCCCAGAACUACUCGCUCUACACGGCCGCCUCUGUCAUCCAGCAAGUCAUCAUCGCCAUCGGCAAGCUCCCCAUUGCGAAGCUCUCCGACGUCUUUGGUCGCGCUCAGGGUUACGCUGUCAGCCUCUUCUUCUAUGUCCUUGGUCUCAUUAUCCUCGCCGCCUCGCCUUCCUUCUCCGCCAUCUGCGCCGGUCAAGUCUUCUACGCCAUCGGCAACACGGGCACUCAGAUCAUGCAACAGAUCGUCGUCGCCGACGCCAUCAACACGCGCUACCGUGGUCUGGCUACCGGUCUCCUCUCGCUCCCCUACGUCAUCAACUUCGCAUGCUCUCCUCUCAUCGUCGGUCAUCUGGGAACCGCCGCAAACUGGAGAUGGGGCUACGGUAUGUUCUGCAUCGUCCUUCCCGUAGCCAUUGCCCCCAUCAUCCUGGCUCUCGGCCUGGCCCAGACUGAGGCAAAGAAGAAGGGCAUCGUCGAGCCUCACCCCUACGUCAAGAUGGGCUUCGGCAAGGGCUUCAUCGCCUUCUGCAACGACGUCGACGCUGGCGGACUCUUCCUCCUCUGCGCCGGCUGGCUCCUCAUCCUCCUGCCCCUCACUCUCCACACCACGGCUCCCAACGGCUGGCAGACCGGCUACAUCAUCGCCAUGUUCGUCGUCGGUGGCGUCUGCUUGAUCCUCUGCGGCCUCUUCGAGGCAUUCAUCGCUCCCGAGCCCAUCAUCCGCAAGCGCUUUAUCACCAACCGCAACGUCCUCAUUCCGGCUAUCGUGGGCUUCUUCGACUUCUACUCCUUCUACCUCUCGUGGUCAUCGGCAUACUACUUUGUCGUCAUCCUCCGUGGGUGGAGCAACAAGGAUGCCAUCUACUUCAGCAACGCCCAGUCCCUCUGCCUCACCGUCUUCGGUAUCGCAGCCGGCGCGCUCAACAUCUUCAUCAGGCGAUACAAGUGGACCUUCUUUGCCGGCUCGCUCAUCCGUAUGCUCGGUAUCGGACUCAUGCUGGCCUACCGCGGUGCCGGGGCCACUACGGCACAGCUUGUCAUCCCUCAGGUCAUCCAGGGUCUCGGUGGUGGUAUCCUCGGUGUUGAGCUCAGCGUUGCCUCUCAGGUCUCCGUCCCUCACCAGGAUGUGGCCCUCGUCACGGCACUUGUCCUCCUCGUCACCGAAAUCGGCGGAGCAUGCGGCACGGCCACCCUCGGCGCCAUCCAGACCACGGCCAUUCCCUCACGCCUUGCGCAGCUCCUGCCCAACAACCCCACCGCCGCUAGCGCCAUCGUCCUCUCGCCUUUCACGGCCACGAUGACCUACCCUCUCGGCACGCCCGAGCGCGACGCCAUGAUUGAGGCUUGGUCCUUCUACAUGCACCGCGUCCUCACCGUCGGUAUUGCCCUCAGCGCUGUUCCCAUCGUCUUGAUCCCGCUGAUCAACGACUACAAGCUCAACAAUAAGCAGAACGUCGUCGAGUGGUCCGAGGAGGGCAAGCCGAUUGAGAAGGAAGAAUUCAAUGAGAACAGGCUCAAGAAGUCUGACUCCAUCAACGGUCACACUUGAGCGCGCAGGCGAUCCUACCUGCCACUUCCCUCCCUCGCUACCCUUACCUCUCUCACCCUUUUCCUUUUUACCCGGUUCUCGUCUCUCGGCCCACGAAUCAGUCCAAUGUCACUCUCGUCGUCGUCGUAAUUUC
This is a messenger RNA of Jaminaea rosea, 2377 nucleotides long. RefSeq names its product MFS general substrate transporter. NCBI's taxonomy places the organism in Eukaryota, Fungi, Basidiomycota, Exobasidiomycetes, Microstromatales. Gene Ontology annotation, molecular function: transmembrane transporter activity. Bases 409 to 2244 code for a protein of 611 amino acids. The record is from RefSeq and is a predicted model, not a curated record. The transcript is spliced from 2 exons. Gene Ontology annotation, biological process: transmembrane transport.